AUGCAAGAGGAAGCAAAUAAUUUCGCGAGUUUCGCAAAGGAGGGUACCUCUGCUCAAAGUCUAUCCCAUAGGGCGAGUGACCCUCUGGUCAUGCCCAGCUUAGUGGACAGACUGGACUCGUCGCCGAACGCUCGCGACAUGGGGUUUGAGGGACUGGGACUGCCUCUGUCACCAGCCGAAAAGAGGAGAAAUAAACUAGGGUAUCAUCGCACCGCGGUAGCAUGUGGCCAUUGUCGAAGACGUAAGAUUCGUUGCCUGCCUGCCUUUGACGAUCCAGUUGGUAGAUGCCAGAAUUGCAUCCGGCUGAAAAAGGACUGUCAUUUCUAUCCCGUGGAACAGCCGAAUAUUGGCCCGGCAAGACGCCUAGGUUCAGACACCAAAUCCACCGAAGGGGCUUCCAAUGAAGCCGAUACUUCGGUGGCAUCGUCCUCUCCCGGUGGUAUUCUGAGGAGUGCCUCCUUUGAACGAUUUGAACAGGUCGAUGGCCGACUGGACAAAUCCCCUUUGUCGAGGGACAGUCCUGGGUACCCCGGGUUUCAUCCCGGCCCUAGGUCUAUGUCUGGACCCGGCUUUGACUAUCCAAAUCCGUACGACUACCGUCAGCAACCGCAACAACAACAUCCGCAGCAGCCGCAACAGGUACUCAACCGUCACUCACCUGGGGGUUAUGUGACUGAUUCAAGGAAUGCACAGUUCUACCCGGCAUAUGGACAUUCCUCGCACGGACCUUAUCCACCUGUCUUUAUCACCGGCGCUGUAUCUGGAUCUGGGAAUAUGACAGCAUUUUCGAGAGACAGCGGUUACGACUAUCGGGUGUCGUCCCCUAAUGGAGUAUAUAAUUGGGGACAGUCACCUGCAAGAUCAGUCUCAAUGGGCGAAACUGGAGAUUCACCGCACAGUUUCCGUCCCACAUAUCGGAUGCAGAAUUACCCCUCGAUUGAACGGAGAGUCACAGGCGAUAUACAACACCUCCCGCCGACAAGCACUGGCUUCAUGCCUAUGAGCGUGGAAACCCAGACUGGUACAGACCCGACCUUUCCUGAACCAACAGCUUAUCCGCCGAUACCAUGGCCUGGCCAUGAACAAAGGGCACAGUUGUCAGGGUCUUCUGGAGCCCCAACCCCGGUGUGGUAUCCUCAGCAAUCCGGGCUAAUGGAUGUGAGAGACGGUGAACGCCAACCGCAUAUUCUCCCUUCGCAAGAUCGUGAAUCCUGUUGA
Molecule: messenger RNA, 1218 nt
Organism: Capronia epimyces CBS 606.96
Lineage: Eukaryota; Fungi; Ascomycota; Eurotiomycetes; Chaetothyriales; Herpotrichiellaceae
Exons: 3
Coding region: 1-1218 (405 amino acids)
Biological process (GO): regulation of DNA-templated transcription
Molecular function (GO): DNA-binding transcription factor activity, RNA polymerase II-specific; zinc ion binding
Source: RefSeq, a predicted model, not a curated record